This is a messenger RNA of Tetrahymena thermophila SB210, 642 nucleotides long. RefSeq lists its product as hypothetical. The record is from RefSeq and is a predicted model, not a curated record. The transcript has a single exon. NCBI's taxonomy places the organism in Eukaryota, Ciliophora, Oligohymenophorea, Hymenostomatida, Tetrahymenidae.
AUGAAUUCUCAACAAAAUAACAACGCUCUAAAUAGCAUAAUAAACAUAUUUCUUGAUGUGGUAGCUUAAUAAAUUCCUUAAAAUGAACUAAAUAUUGAAUCUGACUCUUACUAUGAAUGCGAUAGCUGUUUUUAAAAGGAGUUAAUUUUGAAAAAAUAGUAGAAUUCGAGCUUUGAACCAUUGCAAAUCUAUUAAGAAUCUACUAAAUAAUCUGAAGAUUAUGACUAUUUUAGAGAAAGGAUCGAUCCUAAAUUGAAAUAAAAUCAAUAAUAAAAUACAAUAAAAAACAUUUUAAAGAGCUUUCUAAGCUAUUUAGUAAAAUUAUAAGACUCUAACAUCAAAUAAAAAUAUUAAUAAAUAUAUUUCAAACAAAUCAAUAAGCCUUUUUCUGAAAUUAAAAAGGCAGUGUCAAAGAAAGUGAAUGUCAAAACGAAUAGAUGGAAUUUUUAGCUUAGAAGCCUUCUUUAAAGUUAAAGUUUAAGGCUUAUAUUUUAUGAUUAUCUAUUCAAUAACUCCUAAUAAUGGCUUUAAAAAUCUAAAGUGUUUAAUUUAGAUGAACACCAGAAGCUAAUUAAUGUUCUUUUAAAUUGCAUAGAAAAUAACUAACCAUUAGACAUAAAAAUAUAUAAGAAAAAGAAAUGA